AGUUAGUCCCGCGUCGCUUCCCGACCGGUGUGCAGUCCUCCGUAAUGCUCGUUCACCGACGCCGGCACCAAGUCGCGCCUCUCCGGAGCACCGUCGUCCUCGAAGCCAUGCCGUGAGCUGGCUCGUGCCGCUUGUGACAUCGUGGUUUUCUGCCCUCCGUCAGCGCGUUGCCUCGCGGAUGCCGUGACGAGGUGUCGAGUGGACGUCGGUGUGCGUGUCUCCCCUUUUUUCAAACAACUGAGUCGGCCGCAUUUUUGUGCUCUUGUUAACAGGCGUUCUUUGUGGUGAUAGCUUGGCGGGCGUGCGACGUCUGGUAGGACGUCAUGCGGUCUGCGUCCGUUUGUGUUGGACGUCGGAGCGGUUUCGUGAUCAGUGGGGUCGUUGUGAUUUCUAUACUCGUCUUCCUGGAGUCCCGUGGUGUGGACGCCGGGGUCGCUGUGCGGACAAGGAAUGCCACUAGGACAGGGAUUGAUGUCGACGCCACGACCUGGCCUUGGACGACCUACACACCGUACCCAGAGACAGUGGCGCCGACGACGAACGUGACAAUGCAGCUUCAGACUAAAAGGGUGAAAUGCUAUUACUUCAAGACCGACCCUGUGCGCACGUACUGUCACGUGUUGGGGCUGAAGGGAUCAAUCACGGCUUUAGAGGCAAACAAAGAGUGCAACGAAAUUUCGAUGAACCUCUUGAGCAUCAAGACCACUCCGCAGCAUCGCAUCUGUACGCUCAUGAAGGUCUUCAAGUUGGACGAAACCAAACUCUGGAUUGCGGACAUGACUGACACACUUCCGAACUCAACACUAAGUCGCUGCAACCUCGAAGUGCUGGAUGAAACUGUGUCCAACGUCGAUCGCCGCUGCAAAAACUGUUCCAUUGCUGUGUUGUGCGACGCCGGGUUUUAUCAUUCGAACGGAGCAAACUGUGUGACUGUCCAGGAAAACUCUCGCGAUGUCGAGUACUGCUACCACAAGGAGCCGCUGGGUGCCUACGAAAGCGAACUGCAGUGCCGUAACCGCUCGACCGAUCUCAUGAGCGAGGCCAUUCUGCGCCAACAUUCCCUGGUGAACUACGUGAGACCCAUCGUGCGCACAGAUCUGGAGUUCUGGGUGAACAUGCGGAAAGAGGAUGUCAGUGAAGUAAGCGGAGUGAUAGCCUUCAACACGUUCGACCACGACUGGAACCACUCGUGCGUGACCGUCUGGUUCGGCCGUGACGUGCCGUGGUUCUUCAGGCGAGAAUGCGAAGACACUUUCCAGAUCGUCUGCCAAGACACCAACAACAAAUGGAGGAACCACAGCAACGGUGCUCUGCUGCCUCACCGCGGACAUGAAAAAUAUCCACAGAAGAACUGCUUCUACCACGCGUCUCACUCAUGGACCUUCGGCUACUGUGUACCGGAGGGGCACAAGUUCACCAUCAGCGAAGGCAUGGAAUUCUGCAAGUCUCGCUCAAUGGAGUUGCUGAGAGGCAGCACACUGCGUGAGCUUUUCUACGUCUCCCGCCACCUGGAAAAGCAUCAUCACAACAACAUGGACAGGUACCUCGUCUGGGACAGCGACUUUCGCCACCAUGUCUUCGACGAAACCAGAUGUAAAGCCACCAGCCUUCACGAAUCAGAAUCCAGGACUUCAUUCUCUAAAGAACUGAGUUGCAGCACUUUACGUCCUUAUAUAUGCAGACGAGUGAAAAAUGUCAGAUCUGAUGGCACCACAGAUGACCCUGAUGAUGAUCCGCGCUGUGAUAACGUACAACGAAGUCCGGGACUGAACGUCCAUGCCUGCCUGAAUGUGGCACCUCUCACUUAUAGGGAGAGCGUGUCCAAGUGUAGUGACCUGGGCUUGAAACUCCUGAACCAAUCACUCAGCAACACUCACUACGAUAAUCUCAUUGAUGACCUCGGUUUCGCCGUGCAUUACAGCGAGGCCGUCAUGUACUGGCUUCUAAAAAACGACAGCGACAAGGACAAGUGCGCCGCACUGCUGCGAAACGGCGGCACGUUCAUCUUGAAAAACUACAACUGUGAGGCCAAGCUCCCGUUCGUCUGCGUUCAUGACUUCGGAAGUGGUCCGGAGAGCUUGUACUGCCCCGCCAAGAAGGAGUACGACGCCUUGUGGCCCCGCACACCUCGUGGGCUGCGCGUGGUGCGAUCCUGUGCGAGGUCCGAUACAGCACCCGAGAUGCGGACCGAGCUUUGGGCUCCGGGACGUCCGUUCGCAAUGGGGUUCAAAAAUGUAAGCGACGAGGAUCUGGAAAGUAAAUCGCCCUUUGUAGAGCUCACGACGGAAUACGGGAUGAAAGACACAUUGCUGUCCCAAAAACCCAAGAUGAGCAGAACGUGCGAAGAAGAUGGACAGUGGGGGCUUGUUAAUGAUACCGAGUGCGUGUCCCGUUCCUUCAAAGACACCGCAUAUUCUAUAAUGAGCGAGGGAAAUUUUUCAGCCAUGAUCGACCGACUGGCAGGCAUCAGCAACGGCAUCAAGACGCACAGUGACCUUAAGUACGUCGCCACAGCCUUAGAAGAGAUUAUGAAUGCGAGAAUCGAAACAAUUCCCAAGCAAGAGCUUGGCAAUAAGACUCGAGAUAUGGCUGAUUCCGUGGUCACUGCAAUCAAUGGUGCCUUGGCGAAGGAAAAAGUCUGGAACGGCGUCGCACAGGAAGAACGGCUUAUAACCGCCUUUAACAUGAUGAACGUGCUGGAAACUAUGGUCCUCCAGAUGCUCGAAUACCAGCCCGCUAACGACGCCACUUCCGCCUUCAACCUCAGCCACAAGUAUCUGAGAGUGGAAGCCACAAAAGUAACUGCAAAUCGGCUGAGGAAACCAGCUAUGCUGCCUUCUAAUCAAAGCAACAACAGCCUCAAGCUUCCACCUAAUUUUCUGAGUGGAAGCCAUGGUAAUGUAAGCAUCCUGUUCGCAGAGUACACGAAUGUCCACGACAUUCUGCACCCUCCCCAUGAAGAGGAUAAAACUCCAAGUAGAAGUUUGCAGACAGCUGUCCUGACAGCGACGGUCAUGCUUGAAAGCAAGGUUGUGACCGCCAUUGAAGGAACCAUUGAUCUGACAUUCAAAGUAACUCCAGGAUACAGAAAUCCGACUUGUGUCUUUCUGGACAGAAAAGCGAAAUGGAAGAACGACGGAUGCAGGGUCAAAAGCGCGACCACGGAUGAAGUGGUGUGCAGCUGCGACCACCUGACCAACUUCGCGGUCCUCAUGAGCCCCAAGGCUGCGCUGGAAGACGACACGGGACUCCACUGGAUCACCGUCCUCAGCUGCCUCGUCUCCAUCACCUGCCUUGCUCUUUGCAUCGCUGUAUUCAGCUUCUACAGGCACCUCAAAGGCAUACGAAACACCAUUCACCGGAACCUCUGCGUUUCGCUUCUGAUUGGCGAGAUUAUCCUCCUGUUGGGCUUGGAUAAGGACAGUCCCUUCGUGAAGAGCCCCGGAGUAUGCACGACCGUUGCCCUCCUCCUGCAUUUCUUCUUUCUGUCCGCCUUUGCGUGGAUGGCACUGGAAGGAUGCAACAUCAUCGUACUCCUCUGGAAGGUGUUCAACCAAAAGAGAACUUACUACGAGAGGUACUACAUCGCGGGAUACGGGAUUCCACUGAUUAUAUCGUGCGUAACCUUUGGAAUUCGCCAAAAGUACUACGGAAAAGCAAAUGUCUGCUGGCUUCCCGUGGAGUAUGGCUCUCGGUUCAGCUUCAUUGGACCGGUUGCUGCUGUUAUAUGUUUAAACAUGGGAGCGCUUGGCCUUGUACUCUGGAAGAUGUCUCACGUGAGGGCUGUCGUAGAAAAAAGCACCAUCGAGAAAGUACGAAACUGGGUCCGUGGAACCGUGAUCCUCCUGCCGAUUCUCGGAUUAACUUGGCUUCUCGGCUUCCUCAUGCUUGGAAGUGACAAUCUGUAUCGAGUAGGAGCAUAUUUAUUCACCGUCUUCAAUUCAUUACAAGGCUUAGGAAUUUUCGUUUGCCACGUGCUAAUGAACAAGAAAACUCGAGACGCCAUUAAAAGAAGCAUCAUGAACACUGGAAGCAUGGUGAAGGGUUCGAUUUCCUCGAGGUCAAGUCGGUCCGGCACGUCGUCGUCCAGAACAACUUGGUAUCCAUUCACGCGGUCUUCAACUUCCUCACGAGCUGCUCCUGCGCCUGAAAACCCUUUACCAAACAACUCCAAGUCGCAGUCCAGCAGUUCUGACACCGACACCGACGCGAACCCAUGUCCCGAGCUCGAAUGCUGGCCCGGAGCGCGGUUCAAGUACGACCUCAAACUGGGAGAUUACCAGAGAGACAAUAUCGCACCCGACAUUCCUCUCGAUAAAUCUGUGCUUCCCAGGUUUCGUCCCUCGAGACAGUCAGAAGCCUGAAGCUUACCUACGUGCUUACAUCCCGCCACCAAGUCCAACCGAGUAGAGACAUGUUGAAAAAUAAUUGUGAAGAGAGAUGGAGUUUUAGGGAACUAUUUCGCCCACCUCCACAACGUUUUUCGCAGUGUUACGUAACUGGAACACACUCCUUGCGACCUCGAUUUUCGGCAAGGUGUUCCUCCGCUCAGGUUUCUCCUCUCCCAUCCUGCGAGGUUAACGUUAGAGGGAAGGAGGAAACCUGGAGAGAGGAAACUGACUGCUCGCGAUAUCCGCUAGAAAGAGGGGGAUCAAAACCCCAACGGGUGUGGGGAAGGAAGGAGGAGAAAAAAUUAAGGUAAACUGGCGAAAGUGUAAAGUCUGAAGUGUGCUUCGACGUUUUAUAAUGCUUGUCAAGAUGAUGCAAAGUUGGGUGUCUAACCAAGGGGCACCGAUGUCGCAGGAAAAUUGUUUUCACUGCCGUUGAAUGACGCUUGUUCCUGCAUUUCUGCUUCUCUUAGGGAGGGAGAAAAGCCUAUCAGCAAGCAGCUGUCUCCCGCAAUAUUCAGGACUUUGACAAAACCCCUGGAAAAGAUUUCGUCUCACAAUCGAUACGAAAAAAAAAAGAUUGAUAUGUUUUCUGAUCAUUAAUUUUGUAUUUACUCUUUAAAAGACGUCGUCUAGAGGAAGUAGUUGCCUUAGCUACAGAAAUCAUACAUACACAAACAUAUGGUACCAAAUUGCCUCGAGACGGAUUUAGAGUCAGUGAGUUCUUACUCUUUAUUAUUAGUUACUAAAAUAUUUAUGUUAUUCAAAAUUUUACUACAACUUACUCUAUUCGAACCCAGCUAGCCAACGUUAGCUGUUUGCGGUGUGAUACUAGCCGUUUUCCACCCCGAAACGUUCAAAUCGCGAAUUAAAUAUUUAGGAGGAAAUCCGAAGUAUCUUCUAAGUUUCAUAUCACCUAAGGCACAUAUUUUAAUAUAAAAAAGAAAGCUUACAACGCAACUUUUACUAUCGUUGAAAUACUUAGAAAAUUAUAAUUUCAAGUAAUUUGAACAAGUGACUACAAGAAGUGAUUUCUCCCGACGUCCGAUGUUUUGGAUGUCACUGUACCCCAUAUGGUCCUCUGCUUGCCGUUUGUAUUUGUUGUUUUUUAAAAAGAACUGGAAUCCACAGCUAGAAUAUUUUAGCUUGAUGACUUACCAGCCCAAGCAUGACAAACAAAAUCAAUUUUGAGGGUGUGAAUUUCUGGCAGGGAAUGACAUACCACGCAAGAAUAAAUUGACUUCCAGCUGAAUUGGAGCGCCACCCGCCACUUCUUAGCGACUGGUGACUGCUGGAAAAAAUCCACCUGGUUUGGGAUUAUAUCCCAGAUUCUUGCGAAUAAUCGGUUCUCGGACUAGUCGACAUUUUUUCAGGGCCCUUGAGCCGUCUAGAAACGCUUCAUUUCAGAUAGAAGUUAAUUUGCUCUUGCGUCAGUAGCUCCACUUCGGCGACGUCCCCUUAAAUCAUUAUAUCAAAUGACACCACGUACAGCCAUUUUCAUAGCAACAAUAUUUUCACAGAAAACUAAAACAAAUAUCGAGCACCCACUUUAAACACUUAAGAAGCGUCAUGAAUGCUUUAAUAUAUUUUGAACCUUAGAUGUAACAACGAUGACGAGAAGGUUUGUUGUUUUCUCAAGUAGAUCAGUGUUACUUGCAUGUAAGGGAUUAUUUUGCUUAAUGAAGCCAUAUUUUAUUUAUUGAUCCCAAAUAAGCAAACUAUACAUUUCCUUCACUUUAUGUUUGAUAUCCUGUGUUCAUAAUAUAGCAACGUUUCCAAAGAUGCAUAAUCAUUAGCCCUCAAAAAUGUUAUGACUGGUGGAAUCGCCCCAGCGGGUCAGUCUUGUAGACAUUUGUGUACAUAAAAACAGUGCCUUAUAUGUUCAUCCUAAUUAAUUAUUACGAUGCGUGUCAGCAUUUUCCUUAAGAAAAGUAGCUGGUUAAAAGUCUGUGUGAUUAAGCAAUCGGGUGGUACUUCAGUGCCGCUUUCUUUCUAUAAAAUGUCAAAAAAUUAACCACAAAAAUAAAUCCCAUUCUACUUUUGCAUUAGCUUAGCAAAAACAUUUGCUCAUCUUUUUUUUUUAAGUUAUUAUCUUACCGGAAUUAUUUUUAAUAUAUCAAUAGGUUCUAUGUUUACUCCAAAAUUUUGGUACAUGUAUUGGUUGCGCGCAUAUCACAUGUUAACUCUCGUACCGUGUAAAGUUGACAUUUCUCGCUCCUGUUGCCAGUACCACUGUGAAUUAGUGUCACUAAGCUGCACCAACAUUUUCCAGUGUUUAAAAGAGAGCUGGAUCGUCCCUGUCAUCAGAUGGUAGUUAAUGUCUGCAGAUUCCCCUAAUAUAUAGCCUCAAAAUUGAGACACUACAAGGCAUCUCAUCUUUACUUUUGUCCUAGAGGCACACUUACGUUGACAUAAACGAAAGGGUUAUUCGCAGGGCCAGAAGAUCACAAAUUCUGGGCAUUCGACUGAAGAUAUAUAGUGGAGUUUGACCUAUCAUUUUAAGUCUCAAAGACCCUUGUCUCUCUUUGCUGCUGUGGUUUAUUUUUUGUUGCCAUGAGGUGGCUUACCUUUUGCUCUUAACGCACACACGUGUUCUUAAACUGGUUCAUGUUGUGAAGGUACGUCUGUUGGUACGAGAUGGCGUUUACCUUGUACAAAUACUCCAGUGCUCUGAAUUGAGUGUUAUGUACCUGUACAAAGUUUCCAAUGAAAGCAGGCUUAGAGGUUGAUGGCAACAGUUUUGUCGGCUGUGUUCCGACGCGAAUCUAAGUAGAGCGACAGUGACUCCAGAUGAAAAUGGUUCUCCUGAAAACCAACCUAAGAAGUCCUCACAGAAACCAGUCAAAAGUAUCUAAGAAGCCAACGGUUGUGGCAGUUUCUUCUUUUUAAUUUAUGAUUGGUCGAUCAGGAGCACGGAAGCUAUAUGUCCGUCCUUUCUGCUUGCGGAAUUGGUUACCAUGAGGCACGUGGCUCAAGGUCGUUCCGGUGACAUGCCGUUCCUGUUGAUGCAUUUUUUUUUUUUUUUUUUUUGUAUGCGACCGAUGCUAUCGAAUGUGGGAACCAACCUGAAAAGGUAAAGCCAUCUUCUGGAUGGCAUGUUUGGGUCCGCAUACUUAACAAAAUGUAGAUCGGGAAUGGGGCAUUAUGAAAUGUUCUGGUGUAGCUAGGUUUGCGGGAAAAAGUGCUGGGGCGAUCUUUAGCACAGCCCAUAUCACCUGCUGAUUAUCUUCGCUUUUCAUGUUCAUUGCGUUUCCUCGGCAACACAUAUACCAUUGAAAAAAAUCAUUAGUGUAUACAUGUGAAAUAUAUGGCACGCUGGAGAACAAAAAAUACGGAAGGAGCUUUGGGCCCUGCUUUUCCACCGCGCCAGGACAAAAGUGUUUUGAACUCGAGGAAAAAAAGCCAUUCUACAAACUAUUUUUAUGUUGUAAAAGUGAAGUCACCAGAUCACUGCAUGAUCGUCUCUUUUGCUGUUAUCGAUGCACUAGUCAAAGAGAUUGUAAUUCUUUUUGUUGUUUUUAAUGUGAAACAAAGAUGUUGCAAUAAAGAAUUGAAGCACUCAGUGCCAAUGGCCCCUGUUUCAACACACAAUAUCUAAUAAAGUUUGUUUGCGUUUAUUAUUUU
This is a messenger RNA of Ixodes scapularis (black-legged tick), 8012 nucleotides long. RefSeq lists its product as uncharacterized. The record is from RefSeq and is a predicted model, not a curated record. Gene Ontology annotation, molecular function: G protein-coupled receptor activity. Gene Ontology annotation, biological process: adenylate cyclase-activating G protein-coupled receptor signaling pathway; cell surface receptor signaling pathway. The transcript has 29 exons. The coding region runs from base 324 to 4364 and encodes 1346 amino acids. Lineage: Eukaryota; Metazoa; Arthropoda; Arachnida; Ixodida; Ixodidae. Gene Ontology annotation, cellular component: membrane.